UCACACUGAUCCGUUAUCAAACUGUUGAUUGUUCCCGUUGAAAGGAAAACAAAGAGAUGUAAAAAGACCCGCAGAACAUUCCAUAGACUCCACCCACUCAAGAUGCAUUCCGCCCAGGCGCUGGCUCAGGUCCGUGACAAGAUCUUCCGUAGCUGGACGGGCAUCAGCGAGGUGGCCAUCAUUAAGGAGGUGGCCACGAAGGGCGAGCACAUAGAUCUGUGCAUGGAGUACUGGGCCAAAAGGAAGAAUAUAUCCCAGUCCGAGUACCGUCACCACUUCUACGAUGUGGUGCAGGCCUAUGUUCAGCGCCUGCUCUCCGAGAGACUCGUUUGCAAAGCGGAGGAUGUCCUUCGCAACGUGGACAGGGACGUCAAGUGCUUCUUUUUUCAGUUUGCCUGCGAAUGCAAGGAUGAGGACCUGUCGGAGUUCGUCCUGGACCACCUGAGGAACAGGGAACCUCUGAUGUACGAGCAGGAGGAGCCUGUCUUGGCCUACCACUGGUCUCUGGUACAGCAGCUACGGGAGUGCGAUACCCUGGUGGCCAAGCACCAAGUACAGCUGCCCCGACUUCACAUUGAAGCUCUGAUGACGCUGCCGGAACAUGCGCUGCAGGUGCUUCUGGUAGAACUGUACUUUGCCAAUGGCAAUGAAUCUCUCUUAGGCUCCCUUUCCAAGGAGAUAGUCUGGCAGUAUCUCGUCGACAACAACCAAACGGAUAAGCUCCAGCGCUGGUGCCGGUGCCAGGAGGGACUGGAUCCAGAAGAGGAACUGUCGGCCUUGGAACAAGGGUUUUCAGCUUGGCAGAUUGACGCUUCCAUGUACGAGUACGCCCUGCGACAUCUGCAGCAACCCAGUGAAGUUCUGCGAAAUUACUUUGCCCGAGCUGGUUACUUCUUCCCGGAUGAGACCGGGGACAUACCCAGUCAGCUACGCCGUUUGUGCACCAUGCAGUGUUUGAGCCAACAUUCGGAGCUGCUUAGCCGCCAGCCGCUGGCCAAAUAUUUGCUAGAUCGCGGUCUCCACUCAUUGCUUCUGAUGGACUGUGUCCCUGUGGCUGCGCUGGAGCCACUGGCGGGCAGUGAGGUGCAUCAGGAAGCGUUGCUCAAUCUGAUUGUGGAUCUAAAGUCCCAUUCACUAAACGACAACGAGGGAUUCGAGCUGAUUUCCAAGAGCGUGCAAUCUUAUUUGGAGAAAACUCAUGAUGCAGCCGACUCUUUUGAGGGGCAUCCGCUGCUCACCUUUUAUGAUUUUCUGGGCCAGGAGCCGAGUGUGCCUUCCUUGGAGGGUUUCCUAACGUCCACCAGUUUGGGACGGGUGCCCUAUCUUAAAUCUCUGACCUCCCGUUUCGAUCACGGACCGACUAGCACCAGCACCGGUCUUCCCACGGCACACGAUCUCUUCCUGAAGUUUAAGCAGGUUAAUCUGCCUCUCCUGGCUGCUGCCGGCCAUGGCGAACUGGUCACUUUCUCAAAUCCACGGCUCUGCCAGCGCUAUGCCAGGAAGUCGCAGCUCAACUAUACCCAUUACCUAAAGCAGCAAAGGAGCGCGUAUGCGGUUUAUUACCUGAUAACCGAGCAAUUACAACUGUAUGGCCUGAUCACGAAGACGCAGCUCUUCCAUGCUUGCGAAACAGUCACCCAGUUGGCGUUACACCACUCAGGAGACGUGGAGCUGGUGACCCACUGUGUGGCAUGCUGUGAGAUGCUGGGCUUCGAUACCCAACCUUUAAGGAGUUUCCUGCUGCUGCAGAAAAAGCUGCCAAAACGCCAGAAUGGAGGCAGUUACUCGCAACUGCUGGCGGAAUGGGAUCGCGAUCUGGUGCAACAAUUGCAAAACGACAGUAGGGAGUUUCCCCUGGAACUGUAUCAAUCUCUGAUGCGUUUGGCUAUACGGGAUGUGCCUGGGAAAUUCCCCAUGGCCUUGCUGAAGUAUUAUGCCGCCAACAACGACUGGUGGCAUCUGUUGCUCAUCUUCCAGUACUUUGAUAUCCCGUUGAGCGAACUGAAGAAGCUGUUGGCAGAUUUUAAAACUUCGCCGCUUGGCGUUCACUUGCUCCGAGCUUUGAGCUUCGAGUCCGGAGACCGACAGCACAAGAGGGCUUUCCAAAGACCGCCACGACGCAGCGGAGAAACUCAAACGAAUUCCUCACAGGAAACCAUGACGAACUCCUCGCACAGUUCAAAUCAGGAAUCCAGCGUUCAGCCGUUGCACGGCAAUACCGACCAAUCUCUGUGCACUUUGCUGACUCACACCGCUCGCCAGGAUGUUUUCGCGAUAAUCCUAUGCAGCACCAGUAGUGUUCCGGAUGAACCCAUCCCUAGCACCGCCAAAUUUGUGGAGAUGAUGCUCGGAAAUGCACCGCAUUGCAGUGCUAUUAACCUCUUGCGACACUGCAUCCGGAAUGAGCAGCCCGUUCUGGCGGUUUUGGCCGCUACCUUGAGUACGCAGAACCGGGAUUGGUGCUGGCUCGUGUGGCUGGCGGUGGCCAGUGGCCAGUGGACGCGUCUCCUUCAGGAGGCCGCCAAAGUGCGGGAUGAGAACCGCUCAGAGUGGGUGUGGUCCUUGAUUAGAUCAGCAGUUUCUGGAGGGAAAUUAAAUCCCCUGCUGCACAGCUUUGAAAUUUUCCAAGCUGACUGCAAAUUCACACAUCUGUGUCGCUUCCUGCAGCUGACUGGCCACCAGGAGGACUUCAGCGACGGUACCAUCGUGGAACUGCGUCAGUUCUUUUGCAGCUGGAGCCAGGAUGAAGUCACCUUGCCGCUGUGCGGUCCCCUACCCCGCAAGCACGUCAUUCAGCGCUCCAUAGCACUGCUGCUUAUUCAACUCCAGAGCAACUUCGACUGCAUCCUGCAACAGCAACGCUUCCUCGAUUGCAUCUGCCGCUCGGAUGUGGGCGAUAUUUGUGAUCUGUUGGACUUCUGUUUGCUCCACAAGGUCUUCGGUGUGGCAGCUACUUGGCUGCGGGAACUGUCCAUAGACUUAGAGCAGCUGGUGAAGAGAGACAGCUCGGAGUACAGGCGAUUGGUGGACGCUCUUACCGAUGCUCGAGCUUAUGAGCAAGCCCUUCAGCUGGCUACCUUGCUGCAGCUUCCGUUGAGCGACAUAGUGUAUGGAAAAUGGGUGGCUGAACUGGAGAACGGAGUUCUGCGCCCGCAUGGAGAAUACGAGGCGGAGAUCCAACAACACGCUCUGCCGCCCGCCAUUCUUGUGAACUUUCUGCUUCAGGCGGCCUCUUCGACAGGUCAGGUUGGGCUUCGGCGAUACGAGCACCUCCAGAGUGCCCUUAGCGUGAUCAAGAAGCACCAUUUGUUUCCCAAUGAGUCCUUCGACCGCGAUCAGAUCGAGUACGAUAUGGUGUUGUGUUACUUGCAGCUGCCGGACGAUGAAAUUUCGAAGCUAGCGAUCUACCAUUCCGAGUACUACGAGCAAAUAAUGCUGCAGGAGCGCUGUGUCCUCUACAAGUCCUUCUCUGAGCUGAAGGAACUGGCGGGAAUAGAUGACCUCACCGUUGCCAGCAAGACUCCCUUGACUUCUCAAAUGGAAACCAGGCUGGAGACAUUAUUAAGCACCCUCUUGGACGAGGGCGAUAUUGUGGAAGCACUUCGUCUGCAAGAGCUCUUUGAAUUCCGUCCUAAUGACCUGCGGUUCAUUGUGUUCGCCAUGGCCUUAGCCGAGGGUAUGACCAGCAUCAGUAAUCUUUCCAGCAAGGAGCGCCAGCUGCUGGGCGAGAUUGAGAAGAGUGCCUUCCCCAAGUUUAAUCGGAUAACUCUCAAUCAAAACGUGAUGACUCGCUGGGGCAGCGAUCUCUCCGACAGCUGUUCGGAUAAUGUGGCCCUGGAGUUCGAGGAGAUUCCCUCCAAGGAGAAGCAGCAAACUCUGGAUACCCUGCUGGGCAUUGGCUCAAAGUUGAAGUGCGGCGUGGAGCUGGGCAGACGCAUAGUGCUGGCCUAUCGGGCAGCCAUGAAUCUCGAUAAGGAGUAUUUGGACGUGCUCCGGACCAAAGAUGCCGGCAUUCUGCUGAAGAGUGCUGCUGGCGAAGAUUGCUUGCAGAGACUGCUGGUGGUUAGUGACAUCCAAAUUUCUACGAGGAUGACCCCCAACGAGAUUGCUGAAAGUCUGGCCCUGGAACUGACCACCUGCAUUGUGCGGCCACGUUUCUACAUCUUCCACGCCAGCCAGCAGCCAAGGAAUGCUCUCAGAAACGCUGACCUCUGGGGUCAUAACAUAGAUCGGGACUUCCAUUUGAUCCUUGAACUGGCUCCCAACACCACAAUGCUGGGAAAUAGUCUGUUGGAGUACUGCGACGCUCUGCAGGCUUAUCGUCGCUAUCAAGAUGGUAAACCAUACGAGGAGAGCGAGGCCUUUGAGCGUCUCUCGGGAAUCAUAACCCUCUACGGAUUGCCUACGCCCUCGCCAACGGGAACUGGCCCUGGAAACCCCCAAGUGCUCUCCCACAAGAAGCAAAAUCAAAUCUAUGUGGAACUGUUGAUCAAGGCGCAUCUGUGCUUUGUGCACGAGUGCUCCAUGGAGGGCAUUGUCAGUGUACUGCAGAAAGCUAAGGCCCUCAAUGGGAAGCUAACCAAGGCUAAGUCCUGGUCUCUGAUUGUACGGAUGUUGAUUGGCAUAGCCCGCUACCGGGAAAUGUUUUACUGCUUCGAUUCGCUGAUCGAGAACGAGCAGUUCGAGUCCUUGCUGGGUCAGUUCGAUGAGGAUCAGAAGGGUGGCUUGCGUCAGGCCAUCCUCAGUUACCUGAGGGAAUAUCAGCCAAAGGAUGGCAAGGACCUGCUUCGUCUCGCGGCCCUACACUUUCUCAUGUACAAGGAGUUGGCGGAAAUGUGGACCGAGGAGGCCGAGGAUAUUGUGAAUAAAGUUCAAAGUCUGGCCGCGACGGGAAACGGGUUAAAGUGCUUCCCGGAAGUUCAAACCCGUUUGCAGCAAGCUCUGGAAAACUACACCCAUGCCACGGAGAACUAUUUGCUGGACAACAAGCUACUGCUGGCCCAACAGAGUGUUUCCCGGGCGGAGCUAAUGGCCAUGCAACUGGAUCUGGUCAACAAGGCAUUGGAGAAGCGUCUCAACAACAAUGUCCAGCAGCUCUGUGUGAAUGUUUUAGGCGUACGAUCCAGGGAGCAGUUCCGAGAGUUGGUCAACACGCAGCUUAGUGUCCCACAAACUCUGAUUCUAGGCCGCGCCUAUGGCUUCGAUAUCAACUGGAGCGAAGCCCUCCUAUCCCAAUUUGUUUUGUUGCAAGUCCCCAACUAUCUGAUGGAGUAUCGUUGCCACCAGCGCAUAAACGAUGACGUUAUAGAACAGGUUGUUAAAGGUUACUUGCUGCACUCUCAAAGUCAUCCCACAAAUGCCAAACAGGAGGAAUCACUGGCCCAGCUGGUGGAACUCAUUAAAUCGGUGGUACUCAAGUAUAAGCUGGCUUCCAUUUUGGGCUUCAAGCCCAUCGUAAUGUCUCUGAUCAACGAUUCGUCGGUCCAUUAUCUGCGAGAUACUAAUUUUGGUCGCAAAGAAUUCCACACUUCAGCGGAAGCCUGACACAGAGACGAAUGUGAUUUUAAAUUAUAUUUACAAAACAACCUAAGCACUGAAUACGUUACAAAAUAUAUACAUUUAGAAAUAGUUAAA
Messenger RNA from Drosophila ananassae, 5634 nucleotides. Its product is annotated as spatacsin. The record is from RefSeq and is a predicted model, not a curated record. The coding region runs from base 103 to 5544 and encodes 1813 amino acids. Gene Ontology annotation, cellular component: cytoplasm; synapse; dendrite. NCBI's taxonomy places the organism in Eukaryota, Metazoa, Arthropoda, Insecta, Diptera, Drosophilidae. The transcript is spliced from 6 exons. Gene Ontology annotation, biological process: axon extension; synaptic vesicle transport; axo-dendritic transport.